This is a messenger RNA of Pezoporus flaviventris, 3775 nucleotides long. RefSeq names its product adducin 2 (gene ADD2). Gene Ontology annotation, biological process: barbed-end actin filament capping. Gene Ontology annotation, cellular component: cytoskeleton; plasma membrane; postsynaptic density. NCBI's taxonomy places the organism in Eukaryota, Metazoa, Chordata, Aves, Psittaciformes, Psittacidae. The record is from RefSeq and is a predicted model, not a curated record. Gene Ontology annotation, molecular function: actin filament binding.
GGCCUUUAGAGACCCCUCUGCUCUUCCUCCUUCCUCUUUGGGGGGGAUUCCUGCUGGGAUGCUCAGGAUCCUGCCACCCCCUGACGUUCGCCCUUCGGUGGGGACCCUCCCAGGGAAUUCAAGCCUGGAAAAGGCUCCCUGCUUCCCUGUGAGCCAGGAUGAGCUCCGUGGCCAGCCCCGAGCCCCUGCCCGAGCCCCCCGGCCCCGGGUCCCGUUACCUGGAGAGCUUGGCUGAGGAGGACCCCGAGUACCUGCGGGCGCGGAACAUGGCAGCGGACCUGCGGCAGGACUUCAACAUGAUGGAGCAGAAGAAGAGGGUCACCAUGAUCCUGCAGAGCCCGGAGGAGCUGGAGAGCCUCAUCCAGGAGCAGAUGAAGAAGGGGAACAACUCGUCCCACAUAUGGGCCCUGCGGCAGAUCGCCGACUUCAUGGCCACCACGUCCCAUGCCGUCCUCCCCACCUCCCCCAUGGGGCUGGCUUCCGUCACCCCCAUCAACGACCUGCACGGCCCCGAGGCGCCGGCGCUGGCCAAGGGCGAGCGGUUGAUGCGGUGCAAGGUGGGCAGCAUCCACCGCCUGCUGGACCUCUAUGGCUGGGCCCAGCUGGGACACGCGGCUGUCACCCUACGCGUCAGCAAGGAACAGGAGCAUUUCUUGGUGGCCCCACAGGGGCUGGCAUGCAGCGAGGUGACAGCGGCCAGCUUGAUCAAGGUGAACGUGCUGGGGGCCGUGGUGGAGCAGGGCAGCACCAACUUCACCCCGGACACGGGCAGCUUCAGCCUCCACGCCGCCAUCUACGCCGCCCGCCCCGAUACCCGCUGCAUCAUCCACCUGCACACCCCGGCCACGGCUGCAGUCUCGGCCAUGCGCUGUGGGGUGCUGCCCAUCUCCCGCGCCGCGCUGCUCCUGGGGGAUGUCGCCUACUUCGACUUCAGAGGGGAGGUGGAGGAGGAAAGCGACCGGGUCGAGCUCCAGAAGUGCCUCGGUCCCACCUGCAAGAUCCUGGUGCUGCGCAACCACGGCGUGCUGGCGCUGGGCGACACGGCCGAGGAGGCUUUCUACAGCAUCUUCCACCUGCAGGCGGCCUGCGAGAUCCAGGUGUCGGCGCUGGCGAGCGGGGGCACGGAGAACCUGAUCGUGCUGGAGCGCAGCAAGCACCGUGCGCACGAGGUGGGCUCCGUGCGCUGGGCGGGCAGCACCUUCGGGCCCAUGCAGAAGAGCCGCUUGGGCGAGCACGAGUUCGAGGCCCUCAUGAGGAUGCUGGACAACCUGGGGUACCGCACCGGCUACACCUACCGCUACCCCCUGGUGCAGGAGAAGAGCAAGCCCAAAAGCGAUGUGCUCAUCCCCGCCACCGUCACUGCCUUUGUGUUCGAGGAGGAGCCCGCCCCGGUGCCAGCGCUGCGGCAGCACGCACAGAAGCAGCAGAAGGAGAAGACGAGGUGGCUCAACACCCCCAACACCUACAUGAGGGUCAAUGUGGCUGAGGAGCAGCAGGGCAGCGCCGGCAGCCAGAAGACAAAGACGACGUGGCUGAAAGCAGACGAGGUGGAAAAAGGCAGCAGCGGGACCCCCAUCCGAAUCGAGAACCCCAACCAGUUCGUGCCCCUCUACACGGACCCACAGGAGGUGCUGGAGAUGAGGAACAAGAUCCGGGAGCAGAACCGCCAGGAUGUGAAGUCAGCCGGCCCCCAGUCCCAGCUGCUGGCCAGCGUGAUCGCAGAGACCAGCCGCAGCCCCUCCACAGAGAGCCAUUUGGGAGAUGCAGAAGCCAAAGAAGCAUCCAGGGAUGAGGCCCCCCCGGAGCCGGAGCCCCCGAACCCCUUCAGCCAGCUGACGGACCAGGAGCUGGAGGAGUACAAGCAGGAGGUGGAGAGGAAAAAGCUGCAGGGCGAGAAGGCUGCUGUGGCCGAGGAGAGCCAGGCUCCCCCUGCAUCCCCACCGCAGAGCCCGGCCCCGACGCCUGCGGAGCCCUCGGAGGGUGACAAGAAGGAGGAUGGGGACCAAGCGCCGGCUGAUUCUGCUGUUGAGAAGGAGCCGCCAGCGGUGGUGAAUGGGAAGGAGGAGGAGCAAAGCACCGAGGAAAGCAAAGCCGGGGAGCGGACAACGUCCCCUGCCAACACCGACACGGAUGCCCCUAAGGAGAAGGAGACGGUGACCAGCAGCCCCGUGUCCCCCGAAGGUUCCCCUUCCAAAUCGCCCUCCAAGAAGAAGAAGAAAUUCCGGACCCCGUCUUUCCUGAAAAAAGGCAAAAAGAAGGAAAAGAUCGAAUCCUGAGUGUCCUCCGAAGCCUCCGCCCCCCAGUCCGCUCCGGAGGGAGGCACCAAAGACGCAGGGAUGGCUCCUGCAGCUGAAAAGCCGGGAGAUGAGCUGUUUCCUAGGCUAUUCCCGGCACCAGGCACCUCAUCCCCUCGUCACCCGCUUAUUGGAGGCGGUCACUGAGCUUAGGAAAGAUUUGUGGCCCCUGUUUGCUGCUUGGGGAAACACCCACCCGCUGCAAUGUCCCUUCUCCCUCCUCUCUCCUGGGUACCAGCCCCUUUCCCAGUCCCGGAUUGAGGGUUGGAUGUGGGGUGUUUGCUCCCCCUUUGUGAAUUGCAGGGCGCAGCUCGGAUGCGCUCGGUUUGAGGACGAAAAGGGUGCUUUUUGUUGUUCUUUUCCUACCUUCUUGUCCCAAGCUCCACUGGAAUGGCUUCACACACCCCCUGGGCAACAUCGGGUGCUGCUUUGCCAAGGGAAUUGGAUCAGAAUGGGAGGGGGGAAUUUGCUCUUCCUGAAGGAGAGCCCACAGCCUUGUGAGCCUUUCCUUUAUGGAUCGUAACCUUCCUCCUCGUGGGAUGGAGUCCCCUUCUCCUGGUGCUGCUGCCUCUGUGUGUGUGCGGGAUGAGGAAGCGCAGCCGGAUUCCCCAUCACCGGACCCGCACCGGAGAAGGGAGAAGGAAAAGGAGCCUCUGGGAAGGGUCUGUGCUACUAAAACUGAGCAAAACUUCACUAAGUGCUACUUCGGGAUGAAGACGCUGCCACCUCACUGCCGAUGCCACCGUCCCCAUCGCCCCGUCACCACUGGUUGUGCCACGCCGACACCAUCCACGUGCUUUUGCCGAGCUCUGGAAUCCCAAGCACUCCUCCCUGGUUGUUUCCUUGCCUCCCAGCCUCGCCUCCAGCUCUCCAUACAGCGACAUGACCAUCAUUCCAACCUCCCGGCCGUGCCCAAAGGGAAGACGAGACCCAGCGAUGCUUUGCCCUGAUGCUGCUCCAAUGCUGGUAUUAAGGGGACAAAACCAAUGGAUCAGCCCCUAUCCUCCUCCAACACACAGGGAUUUGCCAUCUUCAUGGGGACAGGGCUUCCUCCGGGUCCUGGAUCCAUGGGCUCUGCGUUUCCUCACCCCAGUCCCAUAUUCCCACAGGCCACCACCACGUUUCAAAGCCUUUUUGCUCUUGGCUUUUGUUUUCCCUUCCGGAAGAGCAGAAAGCCAAAGGGAGGAGGUCUGGGGAAUGCAGGAUGGGUUUUCCUCGCAGGGCGAGUGAGUUGGAGAGUAAAACAUCAGGCCCAGGGGUCAAAAGAGGGGACCCUGAGCUCCCCCAUUCACAAUCCACGAGGAUAAGCGGAUGCCCAUCACCUUUAUAUCAGCCUUUGAGAUGCCCCCCGCAGCUCCGUACCCAUUUCCCAUGGGAUGUUGUUAACUGCCACGGGUCCCAAAGCUCUCUGGGGCCCCUUUGCCAUGGAGCCUGCAUGUCCCAAGCCACAAACCGCCAUAGGGAUGGCUGUGCUGCCUCUC